Paramecium pentaurelia is the source of this 970-nucleotide messenger RNA. The record is from the annotation of a GenBank genome assembly. Lineage: Eukaryota; Ciliophora; Oligohymenophorea; Peniculida; Parameciidae.
AUGUCAGCUCCUUAAAUUAUAAUUGAAUAGUAAUCUUAACUUAAUAGUCCAAUUGAAGUAGAUGGAGCUGUUUAUGUAGCUGCAUAAAAUGGAGAAAUAAUUUAAUACAAGGAUGAAUAAUCGAAAGUAUGAUUUUUCAUUCUCAAUUCAGACCUUUUUUCAUGUAGCUAGUCAACCACAUUCUAUAAAAAUGGAUAAUAGUAAUAAAGUGUUUUAUGUUGCUAACAUGGCUAGAUAAUGCAUUUAAAAAUUUUGUUAAGAGGAAAAUAAUGAUGAAAUAAUUGAUUUCAUUAAUGAAUUUGAAGGAAUGCCACUUCUUGGUCCAAAUUCACUUUUACUCUCUCCUAAAAAUAGUAAUUCACUUAAUUAAUCUUAGAUAUGAUAUUUUUUACAGAUUCUGGACCUUUCGGAGAAACUGCAAUUGAUAACUGUAAAGGAUCUUUGUUUGCAGCAGAUUUAGAAAAUUUAACAUGUAAAGCAUUAGCAUUAUAUUGUCUUUCAUUUCCAAGUGGAAUAUGUAUGGGCAACGAUUAAAAAACUAUUUAUUUAUGUGAAACAGGAAAAAAUAGAAUUUUGAGAUUUGUUUAAGGAAAUGCUGGAAUAUACUACUUUAGGUAUCAAAUUUCAUAUUAUUUUAGUGUGUAUAUUUAAUUUUAAGGAAGGUUUGGUCCUAUGGCUUGUGCAGUCUCAUCAAAUGAUCUCUUAUAUGUAGCCAGAUAUGAAUUUGCUUAAGUGUCUGAGGAUGGACUUAUAAGUGUAUAUAAUUAGAAUGGCAUUAAUAUUGAUAAUAUAAUAUUGCCUCAAUAUCCUGAAUUAACAGGAAUGGCAUUUUCUGUGUAAUAUUAUAUUUUUGUAUCAUUUAGAUUACAACCUAGUGUAUUGUAUAUAACUGAGAAUUCUUCAAAGGGAAAAUGCUUGAAACUCAACGUAACUCCACCUGACAAAAAAGAUAAAGAUAAAUUUAAAUGAU